This is a messenger RNA of Carassius carassius (crucian carp), 2184 nucleotides long. RefSeq names its product activin receptor type-1-like. NCBI's taxonomy places the organism in Eukaryota, Metazoa, Chordata, Actinopteri, Cypriniformes, Cyprinidae. The transcript is spliced from 10 exons. Gene Ontology annotation, biological process: BMP signaling pathway; dorsal/ventral pattern formation; cellular response to growth factor stimulus. Gene Ontology annotation, molecular function: ATP binding; SMAD binding; transforming growth factor beta receptor activity, type I. Gene Ontology annotation, cellular component: BMP receptor complex; plasma membrane. The record is from RefSeq and is a predicted model, not a curated record. The coding region runs from base 1 to 1497 and encodes 498 amino acids.
AUGAAGGCUUCUGAGAUGCUUGCUGUACUGUUUGUUUUGUUGUGUUCAAGGAGAUAUGCAACUCUUGCAGAUCACGUUUUGGCGGACUCUCCCCCGGAAAAUAAUGAAGGUGUACAGUGCAGCUGUGAGAACCAACAUGCUUGCAUAAACAGCACCUGCUUGGGCCGUAUUUGCUUCUACACUUCUGUCCAUGAGCGGGUAGUCAGGGGCUGUUUUUCCUCCGGCGAGCAAUGCCAUGUGCCUGAUAUGCCUAAAGUGUAUACCAAGUGCUGCUCCACUCAUCUCUGCAAUGCAAACCUCAGUGUGCCUGAAAAAAACGAUGAAAACUCCACCAGAGUGAUUCUGCUGGUGGGAGUGCCGUUGUUGGUUCUGCUGGUGUUGUCUAUGGUAGCCUGUGGGCUCGUGUUGUGGCUUCGUUCAAGGCGACAGCACCACCAGCUGGUGGAAAACGACACUUCCAUGCUCAAAGUCCCCAGUGGAGGGGACCCAACAUAUGGGGAUAUCUUUGAUGAGUUUUGCACGUCGGGCAGUGGGACCGGCCUGCCUUAUCUGGUGCAGAGGACCAUGGCUCGACAGAUCUCUCUGGCUGAAUGUGUUGGUAAAGGGCGUUAUGGAGAGGUAUGGAGAGGCACCUGGAUGGGAGAGAGUGUUGCUGUCAAGAUUUUCUCCUCUCGUGAUGAACAGUCCUGGUUUAGAGAGACUGAAAUCUACAACACGGUCCAACUAAGGCAUGAAAACAUCUUGUGCUUCAUAGCUUCAGACAUGACGUCUAAAAACUCGAGCACUCAGCUGUGGCUGGUCACACACUUCCAUGAGUUGGGUUCCCUCUAUGACUUCCUGCAGUACAGCACACUGGACCCCGAGAGCUGUCUGCGCAUGUGCCUGUCCAUUGCCAGCGGCCUCGUGCACCUCCACACCGAGAUCCUCAGUACACAGGGCAAACCGGCCAUUGCACACCGAGACCUGAAGAGCCGCAACAUUCUGAUGAAGAGAAAUGGCCAGUGCUGCAUCGCAGACCUAGGCCUGGCUGUCAUUCACUCUCAGUCUAAUGAUUAUCUGGAUGUGGGCAACAACCCCAGAGUGGGCACCAAGCGUUAUAUGGCACCGGAGGUCUUGGAUGAGAGUAUUCGUGUUGAUGUUUUUGAGUCCUAUAAACAAACUGACAUCUGGGCCCUGGGUCUCGUCCUGUGGGAGAUAGCUCGUCGAACUAUUGUAAAUGGAAUUGUGGAGGAGUACAGACCGCCGUUCUUUGACGUGGUGCCCUCUGAUCCAAGUUUCGAGGAGAUGAAGAAAGUGGUGUGUGUUGACCAGCACAGGCCCAGUCUCCACAAUCGACUACACUCUCAUCCGAUCCUGUCUGCAACUGCGAAGAUUAUGAAAGAGUGCUGGUUCCAAAGCCCUUCAGCUCGACUCACUGCUCUGCGUGUGCGAAAGAGCCUCUCCAAACUGGACCAGGACCAUGACUAUGACAUAGACAAGCUCAAACUGGACCUCUAGAAGAAACCCCCUGCCGUGCAUUUCCAAGGAAGUUAAAUUCUAACGGCCCCACAUGAUAUAUUCAUCCAUAUAAAUACUUUCAGACUCUUUUAAAGGGCUUUUCAAGUUUCUUGUCUUAAGGCUCCACUGAACAUGGUUUAUCUUAUGUUAUUGGUUGACUGUGGGAAGUCAAGGCCAUAAAUAACAAAUAUAUCCACACGACUGCUCUUCUAGGGCCUGCAUAUUUCAACACAGUGACUCAUUUAUUACUGAAAUUAAAACAAGGUUGAUAAACCCGCAUAAAAUCUUUAAAGUGUAGUGAGAUUCAGUAGCAUGUGGGUCAUUCUGGACUUCCUCACUGCAGUGUUUCCUGAAAUUCUUAACUUCCUAAACAUGACUGUAACCUAGAAAGGUUGGCACAUGCUUUAGACUGUUUGGUGCACUUAAUAUUAUGAAUUUUGUUUUUAUUUGAUUUUAUUUUUAGCUGUUUUUUUGGUUCUAUGAAAGACUUUGAAAUGGACAACUUUUUAAGAACAAGAACUGCAUUACAACUUGCACCAAGUAAUUAUUAAAGCAGAGGACAUAUUAGUAUAGUGCACUUUUAUAAAUUGUUAAUAUUUUUUACAAGAUCAAAAUUACAAUCAUAUUAGUCUAGCUGUAAUAUAUCUUUCGUUAUAAUGCACAAUAUAUUUGCUUUUUCAAAAAUAA